This is a messenger RNA of Bacillus rossius redtenbacheri, 599 nucleotides long. RefSeq lists its product as uncharacterized. Lineage: Eukaryota; Metazoa; Arthropoda; Insecta; Phasmatodea; Bacillidae. The record is from RefSeq and is a predicted model, not a curated record. The coding region runs from base 1 to 540 and encodes 179 amino acids. The transcript is spliced from 3 exons.
AUGGGUCGCGCUAAAGCUGCAGCCCGGAAUGGUGACAUGAGUGUGAAUGAGUCUGCCGGGACACAAAACACGGUCGACGCGCGGCGCGCGUGCGGCGGGCCGGGGCCGGCGCUCACUGUCGCCCGGGCCGCGGUCACGUGCUGUCACGCCACCGCGCUCCGCCGCCAGUGUCGCCAGUGUCGCCAGUGUCACCAGUGUCGCCAGUGUCGCCAGCGCCGCCAGUGUCGCCAGCGCCGCCUGGUGAAAGGCGGCGCGGCAAUUGCGGGUGGGUGCAUCCAAGAUGGCGGGCGUGCGUUCGGCCGGACGACCGACGCGGUGGGCGGCCGCGCGCUGCGUCGGAACGCUAUCGAUCCACGCCUCCGGCGCCGCGCGCUGCACGGCGGGGUCGGCAUCCAUGAGGCAGGCACCGAGGACGUAACUGCUACUGCUCGAACACAUGGGAGCGUACGCAGGAUUAAGAUUGAGGGGGGUGGGGAUGUUUGUAGAGCCCCUUCGGCUGUUGCUUGCUCUCGAAGUCUUUCCCUUUGUUGGUGGGAAUGAUUGAUUACUUUUUAGGACUUCUUAUGAUGCCCCAAACCCCCCUCCUUCCUAAUACGCAC